CAGGGGCUGGGCAAGACGGUGCAGUGCGCGUCCAUGAUAGGCUACCUGUCUGAGGUUAGCAAGAUUGCCGGACCAUUCCUGGUGGUGGUACCGCUGUCCACGGUACCCAACUGGAUCCGCGAGUUCCGCAAGUGGAUACCCUCUGUCAACGCCAUCGUGUACGUGGGAGAUGCGCAGAGCAGGGAGGUGCUGCGCGCGUUUGAGUGGGAGACGGGGCUGCUGGCGGGGCGGCAGUACAAGUUUGACGUGCUCAUCACCACCUACGAGAUGGUCAUCAAGGACAGAGACAUGCUGCGGCCAAUCAAGUGG
Chlorella variabilis is the source of this 309-nucleotide messenger RNA. RefSeq lists its product as hypothetical. Gene Ontology annotation, cellular component: chromatin; nucleus. The annotation marks the transcript as partial. Gene Ontology annotation, biological process: regulation of transcription by RNA polymerase II; nucleosome organization. Lineage: Eukaryota; Viridiplantae; Chlorophyta; Trebouxiophyceae; Chlorellales; Chlorellaceae. The record is from RefSeq and is a predicted model, not a curated record. The transcript is spliced from 3 exons. Gene Ontology annotation, molecular function: ATP hydrolysis activity; ATP binding; chromatin binding.